Molecule: messenger RNA, 2036 nt
Organism: Cebus imitator (Panamanian white-faced capuchin)
Lineage: Eukaryota; Metazoa; Chordata; Mammalia; Primates; Cebidae
Gene: UNC93A
Product: unc-93 homolog A
Exons: 7
Coding region: 242-1489 (415 amino acids)
Source: RefSeq, a predicted model, not a curated record
AAUGGAUUUUGUGGAUCCCAGAGAAGGUGAAUGAGUAACGUGCUCGCGUGUGCUUCAUGGGGUCAGUGAUAACCAAGUUCAGUAACUGGUGACAGGCUUAAUGACUAACACAGGGCCAGCUCAGAUGAAAGAGAGAAUGGUACUUAUUGGUACUGACUGUUUUUCCUGUACCUCAAUUGGUUCCUUGUAGGGAGCUGCAAAUGUCUGUGACCACUGAUGAUUGAGGUUUUCAUCCAGCACAAUGGAGAGAAGUCUGCGGAACGUCCUUGUGGUUUCCUUCGGGUUCCUGCUCCUCUUUACAGCCUAUGGAGGUCUGCAGAGCCUGCAGAGCAGUCUGUACAGUGAGGAGGGCCUGGGCGUGACGGCGCUCAGCACCCUCUAUGGAGGCAUGCUCCUGUCCUCCAUGUUCCUCCCACCGCUCCUCAUCCAGAGGCUCGGCUGCAAGGGGACCAUCCUCCUCUCCAUGUGUGGCUACGUGGCCUUCUCUGUGGGCAACUUCUUCGCCAGCUGGUACACUUUGAUCCCCACCUCCAUCCUGUUGGGGCUCGGGGCCGCCCCGCUAUGGUCAGCGCAGUGCACGUACCUGACGGUCAUGGGAAACACACAUGCAGAGAAGGCGGGGAAGCGUGGCAAGGACGUGGUGAACCAAUAUUUCGGCAUCUUCUUCCUCAUAUUCCAGUCAUCCGGUGUGUGGGGCAACUUGAUCUCCUCGCUGGUAUUUGGCCAGUCUCCCAGCCAAGGCAGCGGUGUCCUGGCUGUGCUGAUGAUAGCCGCAUUCCUCGAACCCAUACGAGAUCUUCAACGACAAAGUGGCGGAGAGAAGAAAUCACCCCCUUUCUGGUCCACUUUACUGUCGACCUUCAAGCUCUACCGAGAUCAACGUAUGUGCCUCUUAAUCCUGCUGCCGCUGUACAGUGGACUGCAGCAAGGAUUCCUCUCCGGCGAAUACACGAGGUCCUACGUCACCUGCGCCUUGGGCAUCCAGUUCGUCGGCUACGUGAUGAUCUGCUUCUCAGCCGCCGAUGCGCUGUGCUCCGUGUUGUAUGGGAAGGUCUCGCAGUACACCGGCAGGGCCGCGCUCUACGUGCUGGGCGCGGUGACCCAGCUGUCCUGCAUGAUCGCCCUCCUGCUGUGGAGACCCCGUGCUGACCAGCUGGCGGUGUUCUUCGUGUUCUCAGGCCUGUGGGGCGUGGCAGAUGCGGUCUGGCAGACACAGAACAACGCUCUCUACGGCGUUCUGUUUGAGAAGAGCAAGGAGGCUGCGUUCGCCAAUUACCGCCUGGGGGAGGCCCUGGGUUUCGUCGCUGCCUUCGGGUACAGCACAUUUUUGUGCGUCCACGUCAAGCUCUACAUUCUGCUGGGGGUCCUGAGCCUGACCAUGGUGGCGUACGGGAUUGUGGAGUGUGUGGAGUCCAAGAACGCCAUCAGACCCUGCGACCUGGGACACGCCAACCCCGCAGAAGACAAAGAAGCACAAACAAAAAUGUGAGAGCAGCGAGGUCGGAGGAGGACGAAUCAGCACGGACUGGCCAGAGAGUGUUCUAGAAGAUGCCUCAGGACACAGAGCUGGCUCCUCAGCCCCACUCAGCACCUGUGGCCGUUCUGAAGAUACAUCAUUGCACUCUUCAUGCCCUUUCUUCUAUUCUGACACAUUUUUAGCCCACCAUCUUAUCAACAGAGAUCAAGUGUGUACGGGAAGGAGUCAGUUAAUUAAAUUUUAGAUACAAAAGAAAAAAGUCUAGAGUAGAAUCAGAAUUUGCCUGAAACCGUAGACUCACUGUAACUGUUGUUCUUGUAGUUAUUUUGAGAAUUGGAAGUCUUUUAAAAUAAUGUAGUCUAACCCCAUAGUUUUACAAAUGGGCAAACUUUUAAACGCUAACUGGACUUGGAUGAAAACGUCAAACAUUUUACAAAGGGGUCCUGAUGGGUCAGCUGACUCAGCCUCCCAGAGUCAGGAGGUGGCAAAGCCAGGCUGGGGCUCAGGAUUCUUGAAGCAUAUGGGGUCUGCGUUUCUAAAUAAAGGCAGUUAUUUACGG